AUGACAACCCCCAUCUCCGUCUCCGACGGCUGGUGGACAUUCACCAACUACGCCCCCCUCACCACAACAUACACCCCAGCCCCAGGCUGCACUGCAUCGGAACGACUCGGUCUUGGAUAUGUCAAUCACGGCUAUGUCAACCUCGAAUACGGUGUGCAAUGCACCAGCGAAGUGAAAUUUGAAGACUGCAUGCCCACCGCAACGGCAACGGCGACUUCCUUCCCCGAUCCGCCCACUGAAGCUGGCUGGGCGGGCAUGGGAGGCUACUACUCACCGGGCCUGUACUGUCCCUCGGGGUGGGAGACUAUUGGCGUUGCGGCGCGCGAUGCUAGCAGUUCCCUCACUUCGUCGGGGAUACUGAGUGCGACGCCGACUGUGACGAUUAGUACCUCGGACCCCAUGUCUUAUUAUUAUGCGACAGCAACGUGGGACGAUCCUGCUACGCUGUUGAGGGAUAAUCUUGAGCCGCAGCAGACUAUGGCUGUUUGCUGUCCUAGCUCAUUCAUCCCCGACCUCCUCGGCGGCUGCUACUCCAUCGUCUCAGACUACAAGCUCACAUGGGGCUGUCAAUCCUACACAGGCUACAACUACGAGUACGGCGAGGUAACGGAGACAUACACCCACGGCACGCACACGCGCACUUACGUUAGAGAAGAGCCAACGACUACCAUUUACACUACCGAGACUGACACGCAUACUUUCAACCGUCUUGAGAAGAGCACUUACUCGGCUAUCUCGUACGUGCCUAUGAUUACCUUGCUGCAUCAUGAAUCGGACUUGGCGAGCGCGAGCUCGGCUUCGGCGUCGGCGACGGGGUCUAAGGCAGGGAACGCUACUGGCACUGCGGCGGCGACGUCGAAUGCCGCGGUGAGGUUGGUUGGUGGACGCCAUGGGUGGAAUGGGAUUGGGGCUGUUGCUGGGAUUGUGAUGGCGGCUAUGGGGUUGGGGGCUGCUAUUGUUCUGCAGUGA
Messenger RNA from Penicillium cataractarum, 969 nucleotides. RefSeq lists its product as uncharacterized. The transcript has 2 exons. Lineage: Eukaryota; Fungi; Ascomycota; Eurotiomycetes; Eurotiales; Aspergillaceae. Bases 1 to 969 code for a protein of 322 amino acids. The record is from RefSeq and is a predicted model, not a curated record.